AUGGCCAUAGGAAUCUCCCUUGCCGUAUCCAAUGCGAGAUAUGCGUUAAGUUCGGUACCUAGUGAUAGCGGAGUUGCUGCACAAAGCUGUAAGGUUUCAGAACCGCUCACCAAACACCCGAUCAAAGAUAGAACAAUGGAGCUAGUGGGGAGAAAAUCGCGCAAUCGCGACAGAUCAAAGCCAAUGAUAAAGCCUAACAUAAAAAUACCCCACUUCUUACCGUUACAGGGCGAUACCACCCUUUCUCUUCUCGGGUUCGCUGUAUUUACUCUACAUUGA
Messenger RNA from Paraglomus occultum, 279 nucleotides. The record is from the annotation of a GenBank genome assembly. NCBI's taxonomy places the organism in Eukaryota, Fungi, Glomeromycota, Glomeromycetes, Paraglomerales, Paraglomeraceae.